Molecule: messenger RNA, 1874 nt
Organism: Ogataea polymorpha
Lineage: Eukaryota; Fungi; Ascomycota; Pichiomycetes; Pichiales; Pichiaceae
Exons: 1
Coding region: 1-1848 (615 amino acids)
Biological process (GO): positive regulation of transcription by RNA polymerase II
Cellular component (GO): nucleus
Molecular function (GO): zinc ion binding; transcription cis-regulatory region binding; DNA-binding transcription factor activity, RNA polymerase II-specific
Source: RefSeq, a predicted model, not a curated record
AUGUCUCUUGGGCAACCCCACGGAGCUACGGGCUCGACUAGUACACGUUCUAAAAUCAGCAAGCCGGAAGUACAACGAGCUAGGACUGGUUGUCUGACUUGUCGCCGCAAGCGCAGGAAGUGCGACGAGAUCAAGCACACGAAUGAGAAAGGCGAGUCUAAGUGCGCAUACUGCCUCUCCAAUGGGCUCACCUGCGAAUGGCCCGGGUUUAUCAACGUAUCGGACCAGCUGCUGAAGAAAAAGCCCGCCAAACAGCAGCAGCAAAAGGAGCCGCAAGAGUCGCAAGAGCUGGCCAAGGUGCAGUGGCCGUUUUCGCCUGUGGCUUCACUUACUGACGAGCACCCAGUGCUGAGUGCCGAGAUGUCUCACCAUAAGCGGGUGUCACCGCUUUCAUCGCUGCUCACGCCCACUCUUCCGUCCAGAGCUCUUUCUCCGCCGCAUUUUCCUCAGCCGAUUAUUGAGAAAACAAAUGCGCCGCCCGCAAUGUCGCCGUUUCCCGAUUACACCUCCUCGCUGACGGGAAUGUCGUCCGACCCACUCAGCAUGGACGCAUUCAACCAGAACUACCCGUCAACGCACGAGAACAGCUAUCUGGACCUGUCACACAUUCUUCGCGAGUACAUGUACGUGAACGCAUUCACGACCAACUCGAAGCUGGAGCCCCUACUGCCAAAGGAGGUGCUGACGGAGUAUUUCGUCAACGUGGAGAAGUUUUCUGUCAAAGAUUUCGACGAGCCCGUUGUGCUCAAGCCGGAGCAAGAGAUACUGCUGCUGAAAAAUUACGUGGAGAACGUGGGGGCAGGAAUGGAUAUGUUUGACACCGACAAGACCAUGGUGCGCGUGAUUCCGCAAAAGAUGAAGAGCCGGCCGGCACUGCGGUUUGCCGUUCUUGCUUUGUCGUCGCGCUGGUUCGACAGCAAGGUCGCCAACUACCCAAAAGGCCUGACUGUGUCUCUGUACCACGAGUCGCUGCGCCACCUGGCCCCCACGUACAACGACACAUCCAACGACAUCUACAUUAUCGUCACGUGCGUGAUCCUGUGUGUGUUUGAAAUGAUGAGCUCGGAGCCGCGCAACUGGAAACAACAUCUAGAAGGCUGUGUGUUGCUGCUGAAAAGCUACAACAUCACCGGGCUUGCCGUCGACAAGAUCGAGCGCGCCACGUUCUGGGUGUUUAUCCGCAUGGACGUUUGUCACUCGGUCAUUAACGAGUCCCCCACCAUUCUCCCGUCGGAGCACUGGGUGCUGCCCAACAUGACGGCCGAGGAGAUUGAAAAAGCGUUCGAUACGCCAGAGAUGCACGGCAACUACAUUGUUUACCUGGCUUCGCUCGUCGUGAAUCUGGCGUACGGCGAACAGGAAGACGACCAGUACAAGUCCAAGUGGCUGGACUUGUGGGUGCGGCUGCGACGGUGGGAGUUGAGCUUUGAAGAUCUGUUCAGCAAGACGUACGAGGUGUACGAUCCGAAGAUUGGGUUCCCACGGAUAUUCUUUGCCAACUCGCAGGCGAUCUCCUCCACGCAAAUGUACCACAUGUCGUGUAUUCUGAUGAUACAGAACAAGCCACACUCGCUGCGGCUAUCGCAGCUCUCUGCGGAAAACUCAAUGUAUCCGAGCGUAUCGAUGGUGUACCACGCGCGGAGGAUCAUAGGCAUUUCCAUCACAAACUCGGACUACGGCGCGUACUCGAACUCGAUCCAGCCUCUGUAUGUGGCAGGGCUGAUAUUGACGUCGCGCCAGGACUACGGCAUCCUACUCAACGCGCUGCACAACGUGGAGAAGUCGACCGGAUGGGCCACGCAGUGGCGCAUGAAUGACCUUAUGAAAUUCUGGAGUAAAGGCGACUAAUAAUAUUCAAAUACAUACUAUAUCAC